This is a messenger RNA of Poecilia reticulata (guppy), 4638 nucleotides long. It is a transcript of the gene nbr1a, whose product is annotated as NBR1 autophagy cargo receptor a. Gene Ontology annotation, molecular function: ubiquitin binding. NCBI's taxonomy places the organism in Eukaryota, Metazoa, Chordata, Actinopteri, Cyprinodontiformes, Poeciliidae. The record is from RefSeq and is a predicted model, not a curated record. Gene Ontology annotation, biological process: macroautophagy. Gene Ontology annotation, cellular component: phagophore assembly site.
AUGGGGCUCCCGGUCACGAUUAAAGUCAAYUUUCGCGGGAAUGUGAAGAGAUUCCUGGCUCAGGAUGUGGACAAAUUGGAGUGGGAGUCCGUGGAAGCCUGGAUCAAAGCGUCAUUUGGGAUCAACCACUUUCAAGUUAAAUACUUUGAUGAAGAUAAUGAAGAGAUCUGCAUAAACAGUCAAGAUGAAUAUGAAGAAGCAAUCAAGAGUGCAGAGAAGCARGGGAACCAGCUGCACAUGAAUGUGUACAAGAUGAAGGGCCAGGCAUGCGGCGGCCCUCUGAAGGCGGAGGUGAAGGAGCUUAAAGGAGACCUCCGUCCUGCUCCGCCUUACCCGUCAAGAGUUAAAUCCGUGGACAAAGGCACUCAGAUCACUCCAGAGCGAGAAAGCGUAGCAGUAAAAGAAAACAAGGGGAAUAAACCUGACGAUGAUCCUCCUCCUAUGUGGUUCAGAUCGUACAUGGAGAAGUUUAAGGACGAAGUCGUAAAGGAGGUGGUGGAACGGAUGUGCAACGACUUCUCCGGCCAGUGUUGCACUCACAAGUCCUCCGACGGGCUCCAAGAGGACUGUGGGGYCAUUGAAGGACCUAUAGGGCCCCGACCGGGCCCCUCCACCUCUAACGGAUCGCUAGGGUACACCCCAAACUGCAGCACCUGCAACAAGCUCACCUCUGAGGGGGCUUACAAAUGCAGUGUGUGCCCAUCCUGCAUCCUGUGUGAGAUGUGCAGACACAGCCACGAUCCGAGCCACAGCCUGGUGAGAACCAAGACGCCUCUCUCCAUCCCCGAGCAUGGAAUGUCGGGAGAGUUUAGGUUCCCAAGGCGAGGAGACAGGACUGUGCGCAAGGCCGAGAGACAGCGCCUCAAAGCUGAAAGAAGGCAGCUGAAAGCAGAGGUGAAGGAAAUCAAGAAGAAACUGAGGCUGGAGAAGAGGGGGAUGCAGUGGAGCGGACCCUCUACCUCAGACAGAGCCAGCCUGGCAAACAUGGCGUCCACAUCCACCCAGUUCCCGGCGCUGCCUCCUCCCGCUGCCUCAGAAUCAGCCUCAGGUCCCGCCACAGACCCAGGUCACAUCCCAGCCCCGGUCCCCGACCCCCAGGCCUCCAGUCCAGAGGGUCCUGGGGUCUCGCACACGUCCUUGGUGCCCACUAUGGCUGCCUUGUUUCUGGAUGAAAAUCUGCCUGAUAACACCCGUCUGGAGCCUGGUACCAAGUUCAUCAAAUACUGGAAGAUGAAGAACUCGGGCACAAUCAGCUGGACUUCAGAGACCAAGCUAGUGUUCAUGUGGGGAAACCUCGGCUUGGCGUCGGAGGAGAGGAGGGAGGUUCCAGUGCCCCUGCUGCUUCCGGGACAAGUGGGCGUGGUCAGUGUGGCCUUUGUGGCUCCCGUCAUGGAGGGGAUGUACACCUCCCACUGGCGGCUGGCGCACUGCGGCUGUCAGUUCGGCCCGCGGGUCUGGUGCAGCAUUGUGGUCGACUCUGGCAGCGGCCGCAACGGGCUCGGGCACCAAAGCAAGCGAUUGAAGGAGGAGGUGAAGCCGGCAGAGAAGGAGGCGACACCCAAGGAGAGCGGCCCUGCCUUUGCUGCAGACCUCCCCCAAGAAGACUUCUACUUCCCAUCGGUCGACCUGCUGACCGCACAGGAUCUGCUUUCAUUUGAGUUGCUGGACAUAAAUAUUGUGCAAGAGUUGGAAAAAGUCCCCAACAACACUCCCGUCGCUUUGACUCCCUGCAUCUCCCCCCUCCCCAAUGAUUCAUCUUUGUUGGAAAGGACGAUGACUUCACAGACGAAGGACGAGUCGGAGACCACAGGAGUCCGUAAACUCUUCGGAGUCAAACUGAGGCCCAAAGACGUGUCGGAGCCCGUAGCGCAAGACGAGGAGAAGGAGGAGGAGAUCAGCGGAGCUCAGUUCCUCUGCGAGACGGUGAUCCGCUCCCUCACGCUGGAGGAGGCCCCGGACCACAGGCCCCUCCGCCGAGCCAAGCACAGCAGCCUCAAACCGCAGGUUGUUACCCGGGGGCCCGGCUUUGGCUUUGAGAGGGGAGUCGGGGUGGAGGAGAAGCAGAAGGGGAAAGUUAAGCAGGAGGAGAUGAAUGCCGACAGAAUCCAGAGUUUAGCGCCGCCUGUAAAUACCGUCUUCAACCAACUGUCCCAGGGAGAGGACGACUCAAGGCCAGAUCCUGAGCUCGGAGCCGACAAUGUAAACCUUAAUAUCAGUUCACAUCAAGAUAAUGAAGACAAAGAGGUUUUGCACGCUAUGCAAAACAUGAAGGAGAAGAAUUGCGAGAAAGAAGAAGGCAGAACCAGAGAAGACUGGGAUGAGGUCAGCAGCCAGACGUCCUCCGUCUCCUCCAGCGACGACUACAUCAUCGUCCUCCCGGACUGCUUCGACACCAGCCGGCCCUUGGGCGAGUCCAUGUACAGCUCCGCCAUGUCGCAGCCCGACACCGCCGCCGCGAGCGCCACAGCGGCCUCUUCGACCGACCCGGACCAAGAGCAGGCAAAGGACGAGCCCUGCAACUUUGAGCCGUGCAGGGAGGCACCGCUGAUGGAGAGGAAGGAGGAAGAGACCAUCGCCGUGGAGGAGUCGCUUGGCAACACCUGGCCCCUCCACGUCUCGCCCAUCCACAGCAGCGUGAACCAGAUGCUGUGCGCGUCCCAAACGCUCGACGCCGUGACGCUCACGCCUGAAGUGGUGCCGCCACCUGUCGUGCCUCAGCCCCUGCACCCCACACCGGUCAUCUACUCGCCCAGAUCGGAGGCGCUGUAUCUGGCCGGGGAUCCCAGUCCUCCGGCCUGCGAACCGUACGAGCCGCAACAACCACGGGUUCACCUAAAUGUAUCAUCCGGUCUGUCCAGAUCAGCCGGCUCAGCAUGCAGUGCCUUUGAGGCGUACAAUCCGAGAGCGGGCAAAGCGCUGCAGCCAAGGGGCCAAGGAGGCAUCACAGAGGGACUUGUCAAAGGGGCCCUUUCUGUGGCCGCAUCUGCUUAUAAGGCUCUCUUCACUGGACCAAACUGUUCCAUACAGCGAGGGAUCGACCCUGCCAGACAGGACCCUUCCAUGAUGGCCGUGCUGCUGGAGAUGGGCUUUAAGGACCAGCGGCUCAACCAGCAGCUGCUGAGGAAGCACGGCUACAACCUGCUGCACACCGUCAACGAGCUGGUCCAGAUGGCCGAGGAAAGCCAGAACGAAGCUGCUGACCCUCCGCAAUGAGCCGAAGCCGAGCUUUUGCGAAGGCGCCUCCUAGACUCAUAGGAAAAGAGUUAUUUCAGCUUUUGAGCUUAAUUUAAAAAAAGAGUAAUUAUAGAGUUGGGCUUUUAAAUGUCUCAUCUUCUUGUGUUUGGAUUUGUAAUUUUUUUUUUUUUUGAUUGCUUUUUCAACAUUACACUACACUUUCGUCUCCAAAUAUAUGGAAGAAAAAUUGAAGAUAUAUAUAUAUAAUGGCUUCUCUUUCCCGUUUUGAUUUAGCUUUACCGCUUUCUUCAAACAUUAGCCAUUUACUGUACACCUUCUUGUAAAUGAUUCUCGUUGGUAGCUUGGUUUACCUGGGGCCGUUGAGUUGUUGUACGUGUUGGUCGAAAAUGAGCGAAAACUGAAAUAUCGAUGAGUUAAGUGUUUUUUUCCCCCCAUAAUUUCCUCAUCCCUGUGUUUGUAUGGCUGAUGUAGCUGCUUAUUCAGCGCUGUAAAAUAAUUGUGCUCUCUUAAGGUCGGGUUAAUUAUACAUAGAGAUGAAAAUGAAACUUUGUGUGAGGUGAACUGGGUCAGGAAAGCUAGCUCUGGAGUCAAACUAAUGCUACUGAUGCUGCAUGGGUUAAGAGUCAGAGGGCAGUAAUAAGAUUAGAUAUUUAAGUUUUUUGUUUUUUUUCUUUAAUUAUUGUAGUGAAAUUUGCCUAACAAUGCAAUCUUCUUCUGUAUCAGAGUACUGUUAUUUUAGACGUUGACAUGUGGAAUGUAUACCAAACUCUCAGAACGGAUCACUGUUCAGAUUUGGAUGUUUUUUUGACACCUGCAUGAUGAAUAGAGGCUAUUAGAGACAAGUCAUGUUCUUGUGGUCUUAGCACAGUCACAGUGAAACAAAAACACAGCUUUGUGACAUCUUUUAUCAUCCCACACACCCUUGCCUGCAUUUUCACAUGUCUUGGUCAAAAACUCAAAGCGAAACCCAGCAAUUUUCAGUUAGCACUACUUAAACUGAGAUGUCUCUUAAAACACAUUCCUCAAAGCUUAUGGACCCAAGUAUAUUUGAUUUUGACUGCGUUGCCUCUUGUGUGCGAUGAUGAUUAGUUUACCGAAACAUGCUUGUCAUGUAAGCUGACAUUGUGUUGUGUGUCUGGACUUAACUUUGCGUGUGUGUGUGUGUGUGUGUGUGGUUGAGCUUUUUAGGAACCAUUGUUUUUGUUAUGUUUACAAUUGUUCAAGUAAAAAAACAAAAAAAAGAAAACAUGCUCUUAAGAGUAACUCUGAAUAUAUCUACCUUGCUUGUCAAAUUAUUCUUCUGCAACAGAGUGUACACUUUAAAUACUCUUCUCCCAAUCUGCCAAUAAACUCUUUGCCCAUCUGUUUCUUUCCACCUUAACACUGAAAAUCUAGAGAUGUUGGUCUGAAAGUUGGUACAGAAAAUAAAUCCUUUAAGAUUCA